AUGCAAAGAACUGUAUUUACAAGUCAAAGUUUUAAGUCAGUGUUAGGUGCAGUGAAUAGAAAUGGAUCCGUUACUGCAUGUCGGGAGCCAAUACGAUUAAUAACUUAUUUACAUUCUGGCUCUCGUGUACGGGGGCUUAAAAGAGAUCCUGCAAGUUACAUGUUAAACCCCUACGGGUUGACUUAUGAAUCAGUUAAUAAGAAAGUGGGGUCACAGGCAUCUCAAUUUUUUUCAAAGAUAAGGAAUCAAUUAACCUUUAAUAAAUUUGACAUUAAAAUAGACGAUCGUUUAUUGUUACAAUGUUUUACACAUAAGUCUUUUGCUCAUGGGAAGGUUCCAUACAAUGAAAAGUUGUUUAUUAUAGGUUCUCAUUUUUUGAAAGUACAAGCCUCUUUACAUUCAAUAAAGUCGACUGAUUCCCAAAAUUCUAGUGGGCUUGUUAAUGGUAUGAAUUUUGAUACACUAGGUUCUUAUGAAAGUAAGAAUUUAUUAGCAGAACCAAAAUUAUUUAAAUUUAUGGAAUCCUUAGGGUUACAUGAAUUGGUAUUUUGGAAAAAAAGAGAUGCUAGUGGUACUAAAAUCUUCAACGGUGAACCCAAAAUUGUUUCAUCUGUUCUAAAUUCUGUUGUUGGAGCAAUUCUUCUAACAAAUGGAGUUGAAAAGGCAUCGUUAUUUGUUAAUAAUUUUCUGCUUCGUGAACAUACAGAAUAA
Molecule: messenger RNA, 711 nt
Organism: Arxiozyma heterogenica
Lineage: Eukaryota; Fungi; Ascomycota; Saccharomycetes; Saccharomycetales; Saccharomycetaceae
Gene: MRPL15
Product: mitochondrial 54S ribosomal protein mL57 MRPL15
Exons: 1
Coding region: 1-711 (236 amino acids)
Biological process (GO): mitochondrial translation; RNA processing
Cellular component (GO): mitochondrial large ribosomal subunit
Molecular function (GO): structural constituent of ribosome; ribonuclease III activity
Source: RefSeq, a predicted model, not a curated record